AUGCCAUUCCAAAGCAUUGGUUAUACACAAACUCGCAAACGCACUAACUCGGAGUCUUCUCAAACUACCAUUAAUACUGAGGCCCGGGACGUGCUGAAGGAUCUCUUCCCUAAUAUACCAGACAACGAUCUGAACCAAAUCAUCAAGACUGCGUUUCAAAAAGGCCAACGCAAAGUGGGCACGGCAGUUGAGUUACCCCUCGCUCGCCGAGCGCAACUAGCAGUCGUGGCCCAUAUUCGACAUGUGUAUACUGAUUACGAUCGUCUUCUCAAAGCCACCUCAUUCCAUGAGGCUAGAAGUAUUGUUGAAGAACCUACCUUAGCCAAAUUGGUGGAAUGGAGAGGCGAUGAUGAAAACGGGAAAACAGUCCUAGAGGACGUCUUCCGUGAAGUCAUUGUUAUUUCUGAUGAUGAAGAUAGUGAUACUGAAGGUGACAUGCCUCGGACUAUGGAUCGGGACUACAGUGUAGAGAUCGUUUCGAGCCAUCCACGUGCAGAAGACCUUCAGAUGAAGCCAAUCUACUACGCAAACUCCACCCAUCGAGAACACCACCCGGAAUUCUCGGAUGAGGAAGCCCCGCCGGGUUUUCAUUUCAUUCGAAUAGCUCCUAAAAAGCCCAGAAUUGACCGCCGCGGCUUCAGCAGAUACCAGGCCUGGGACCGCGCCAUCCACCGGUAUAGGAACGCAGCUAAUACGACUGACCAACGCAAGCUUCAUGCCGGUUCUACUAAUCAAGGAAGACCUAUAUAUGCGGCACAGCAGCCUUGGCAGGAUACCUACGGGGUUAAUAGGGACCCUGCUCCAGCCCAAGCCGUUCUUCGUCGGCAACUUUCCACCGCAUCGUACGUGAAUGCGAUUACUGAGCCGCACAUAUCAACUAUCGACCCUGUGGUAGAACGCCGUCCAUAUGAGGUAUAUCCUAUAACCCGAUCACCUCGUCAAAGAGAGGCUGUACCCAAGGUGGAGCAGGCUCUAGAGUCUUUUGGGGCUAAGAAUCUACUCCAUCAAGGUGACCCACCAAAUGCCCCUGUCUUCGUUAGUGGCCCUAAGAAGGUUCUUGGUAACAAUGGAAACCAACGUGGAUCUCAGAGACCUUCAGGCCCCAUUCAAGGCAGAGCACAUGUUAAUCCACAGGACUGUGCCUUACCUUCUAUUGAAUCUCCUUUGUCACCGGAAAACAAUACCCUGGACAAUGGCCUGUUAGACCACAUUUCCGGAAGAAUGUCGGGAGGGUGCUCUAUUCGCCCAUUAACACCACGUCAUCUCUCAUACAAGAAUACCCAAUGCCCAUCACUUGAAGAUAGGGUGCAAGACCAACUACCUAAAAGAAGGCGUGUGGCUUACUACGAACCUGUCAAUGUUGACAGGGACCAUUCCCACAACGCUCGUCCCAGCAAUCCGGCGAAUGCCCUCACGGGGGAACGGUAUAUGGCCUUAGGAUAUCCACCGAGACAAUCUCCUGUUCAGGGUGAUCUCCAUAUUCGUAAAAGAUAUCUUGCACCGUUUAAUCCUAUUCCUCAAUCAGAGCUCCAAUUAAGGAAAGUCCAAGUGUCCAAUUUAUCUGCCACCCAUCUUGAUCUUGAGCCAGGGAAUGUGCUCCCGGAAGAUUAUGAAUCUGCAGGAGGCCAAUCGCUACCCCAUAACCAAUCACUUGAAACUCGCAGGCAGUGGAGGUCUCAAGGACAGCUCCGCGCGUUGCCAGAAGCCGGAACUGCGUUUCCGACGACGCAUUGCUCUGAUAGAGCUGUUCUCCAGUGGUCUUCUAACCUUAGUGAACAGAGGAAUUGCCAUCAAGAUCAUUACACCUAUGAGAGCACGAGACCAUCCAAUAUAUCAGAAUCUCAUAAGUCUACUCGAGGCCACACUAAUGAUCACAGUCUUAUGGAGUUUGGAAAGAUCCAAAUGCGGAGGCACUAUGCUGAGGAUUUUGUUCGUACUAUUGAUUCGCAGGCCCCAAUUCCAAUAGAGUACCCGCCGCAACAUCGCCUUCAUAGGAACCAUGCCCGGGAUCCCCUUACCCAGCGGGCCUAUGUUCAACCCCCUCAUCGUCCUUCCUGCAACACUACUGUACCGGGUAAUGCCAGCUCAAGACAGCCUUCUGUUCGAGAUCCACUACAUUCGCGGGUGGCAUCUGUAGCUAGAUGCUAUGAUACGACGGCAAAUUCGGACAUGAGAUACUAUAAUGCUGGGUUGGUCGAUUCUGGAACCACAGAGCGGCCAUUCCAAGAUUCGAAUAAUUUUUCACGGUAUGGUUUUGACUACAGUAAUCUGUUUACGUAG
This is a messenger RNA of Aspergillus bombycis, 2280 nucleotides long. Its product is annotated as DUF2293 domain-containing protein. The record is from RefSeq and is a predicted model, not a curated record. Bases 1 to 2280 code for a protein of 759 amino acids. The transcript is spliced from 3 exons. Lineage: Eukaryota; Fungi; Ascomycota; Eurotiomycetes; Eurotiales; Aspergillaceae.